UGCCUGUUUCAAUGAUAUUGCAGUAGGUGCAGUAUGCUGAAGGGUGGAUCAUUCACAGAAUCAGAAGAUACUUUACAUCAUGACACUAGGAUGUCCGGCACCUUACCGAAGGCUAGGAAUAGGAACUAAAAUGUUAAAUCAUGUCUUAAACAUCUGUGAAAAAGAUGGCACUUUUGACAACAUCUAUCUGCAUGUCCAGAUCAGCAAUGAGUCUGCAAUUGACUUCUACAGAAAGUUUGGCUUUGAGAUUAUUGAGACAAAGAAGAACUACUAUAAGAGGAUAGAGCUCGCUGAUGCUCAUGUGCUGCAGAAAAACCUCAAAGUCCCUUCCGGCCAGAACACAGAUACGCAAAAGAUAGACAACUGAACAAAUUACAGAUGAACUUUCUUGCACUUGCUUGUCGCCAAAUAAAAGAGAGGCCCAUUGAUUCCC
Lagenorhynchus albirostris (white-beaked dolphin) is the source of this 433-nucleotide messenger RNA. RefSeq names its product N-alpha-acetyltransferase 50-like. Gene Ontology annotation, molecular function: acyltransferase activity, transferring groups other than amino-acyl groups. Gene Ontology annotation, biological process: mitotic sister chromatid cohesion. Gene Ontology annotation, cellular component: NatA complex. The coding region runs from base 80 to 367 and encodes 95 amino acids. The transcript has a single exon. Lineage: Eukaryota; Metazoa; Chordata; Mammalia; Artiodactyla; Delphinidae. The record is from RefSeq and is a predicted model, not a curated record.